ACCUGUCUAUCAGUUCAAUACCUGGGUUGUUCCACGAAAUGAGUGCUUUUUGAUGAGUGCCCUUUGAUAUUUUAAGCAGAAAUUGUGCACCAAUAUUGGUAAGAUGUCUAAAUGACUAUCGCCCAGUAGCACUCACAUCUGUAGCCAUGAAAUUCUUUGAAAGGCUGGUCAUGGCUCACAACACCAUCAUCCCAGACACCCUGGACCCACUCCAAUUCACAUACUGCCUCAACAGAUCCACAGAUGAUGCAAUCUCUAUUGCAUUCCACACUGCCCUUUCCCACAUGGACAAAAGGAACACCUACAUGAGAAUCAAAAAGAAAGGAGGACCAAGGAACUCUUCAUAUAUUUAAUUAAAAUGCCUUUAUUUGUAUGGCAUGUUCAAUGGAGUACUCCCUGAUGAAGGACAUGCAGCCAAAAGUUUUUAAAAUGUGUUUCCAUUGAACAUGCCAUACAAAUAAAGGCAUUUGAAUUAAUUAUAUGAAGAGUUCCUUGGUCCUCCUUUCUUUUUGAUGACCAAUUUACCCCUUUUACCAAAGAGCACCUUCUGUCUACCAAAACCUACUAUUGUGUACCUUAGCAGCGCUUCCCUUCCUCCUAUUUUUAUUUUUUUACCUAUGUGAGAAUGCUUUUCAUUGACUACAGCUCAGCGUUCAACAUCAUGGUGCCCUCCAGGUUCAUCACUAAGCUAAGGACCCUGGGACAGAACACCUCCCUCUGCAACUGGAUCAUGGACUUCCUGAUGGGACGCCCCCAGGUGGUGAGGACUGGGGAGCAGGCUUUGGAGGUCCAGUCGGGGAUGUCUCUGUUCGGCCAGGCCCUGGGUGCUGUGAGGGAGUCAGUGAGCCGUGUUGCCGUGCAGAUCCUCAUCGACAACAACAAGAGCAACAUCCACAGCCUGGGCCAAGUGCUGCGCAGCCUUCACAUCCAGGACCUGCCCCUUCCUCCAGCACCAGCAGUAGGUGACUUAGUGACUAGGAAGGUGUCAUCCUUAUCUGAGCUGCUCCAUGUCCACACCAACUUCCUACGAGGGAAGGUUCGCCUGCUGCUCGCCAACGCACCUGCCUGUCAACAGAACAGUACUUGAUUGGAGCUUUCCUCAAAGGCAGAAGAGGCUGUGAUUGGACCAUUGUUUAGAGAGAGGAUGAGGUGAUUGGACUUUUGCUGAAACCUCUGAAUGGCUUACCAAGUAUGGAAUGUGUAGACAAGGUGAUUGCUGACCGGACAAAAACUGGUGGAUAAGUAAGUUCCCUGUGGGUGGAGUUGGUGAGAACAUGAAUGAGUGAGAGAGAAAAAAACGGAAGUUCUACCUAGCAGUACUGCCAAAGAGCUCUGAUGCAUGCAG
Messenger RNA from Salvelinus fontinalis (brook trout), 1345 nucleotides. Its product is annotated as erythropoietin-like. The record is from RefSeq and is a predicted model, not a curated record. Gene Ontology annotation, biological process: nucleate erythrocyte development. Gene Ontology annotation, molecular function: cytokine activity; hormone activity; erythropoietin receptor binding. The transcript is spliced from 3 exons. Lineage: Eukaryota; Metazoa; Chordata; Actinopteri; Salmoniformes; Salmonidae. Gene Ontology annotation, cellular component: extracellular region. Bases 626 to 1087 code for a protein of 153 amino acids.